Messenger RNA from Micropterus dolomieu (smallmouth bass), 1204 nucleotides. Its product is annotated as ankyrin repeat and SOCS box protein 2-like. Lineage: Eukaryota; Metazoa; Chordata; Actinopteri; Centrarchiformes; Centrarchidae. The record is from RefSeq and is a predicted model, not a curated record. The annotation marks the transcript as partial. Gene Ontology annotation, molecular function: protein binding. The transcript has 5 exons.
UCACCUGGCUGGUGUGUAAAUACUGUCAGUAUGUCUUUGUCAUUGGCGGCCUGCGAGAGGAGCAAUGCUGCGAUGGUGGCGGCUUUGUUGAACCACGGUGCAGAGGUGAACACUCACUGUAUCCAAGGUUGGACCGCCCUGCAGGAAGCAGUGUGUCGAAACAAUGUGGAGAUUUGUGAGAUGCUGCUGAAGGCCGGGGCCAAACACAACCUCACCAACAUGUAUGGCAUUGCACCGCUGUUCACCGCAGCUCAGAGCGGGCAGGUCGCCACGCUGCGCUUCCUGCUCAAACACGGUGCAGACAUUAACAGUCAGGCUGGAGAUGGAGCCACCGCUCUGUAUGAAGCUGCUAAAAAUGGACAUGAAGAAAUCGUGGAGCUUCUACUCUCUCAGAACGCUGACGCCAACAAACCUGGAAAGACCGGGUUAUUACCACUUCAUAUCGCCGCCCAGAGAGGAAGUGACACCACGGUCUCCAUGUUGAUCCCAGCCACCAGUAAGGCCAGAGUCCGGCGGACCGGCAUCAGCCCACUCCACCUUGCUGCUGAGCGUAAUCGUGACACUGUCCUGGAGACUCUGAUUGAGGCGGGCUUCGAUGUAAACGCUCAGCUGUCUGAAGAACGAUCAAAGCUGUACGAGGACCGCCGCAGCACGCCGCUCUACUUUGCUGUCAUCAACAACAACAUCGAUGCGGUGCGCAUGCUCCUGGCAGCUGGUGCUGACCCAAACCUGGAUGUGUUCAGGCCGCUGAUGGUGGCAGCGAGGCUGGGCUGCAUCCAGACCGUGACCCUGCUGGUGGAGCACGGAGCUGACAUCAACGCUUGCAUCCCCACACACCCCACCACCUUCCCUGCCAUCUACAUGUUCUCCAUGAAGUACCUGCCCAUGUUCAAGUACCUGCUGGACCAUGGAGGCCAUGCCCUGCCCUGCUUCGACUGUGUCUACGGCAGCCGAACCCAUCCACCCCUCAAAACCACCCACCCAGAGAGGGACAACCUCCGCUACACCGACAGACGCCUGUCAGACACGCAGCAAAUGAGUAGUGUUCAGUUCUGUGAGAUGAUAUCAGCCCCCAGCAUCUGUCGGUGGGCUGGGCCAAUCAUUGACAUCCUAUUGGACUACGUUGGUCACGUGACUCUCUGCUCCAGACUCAUGGAACACCUGGAUAGUUACUCCGGCUGGAGCGCAAUCAAGGACAAAGCAG